UAGAAGGCCGAGCGCGGGCAUAGGCACGACGUGAUCCACCCGCUUGCAAGCACCGCACAGCCCCGGCGCGCACAGGCCGGCUCGCCAUGGCCGCGCUGCUGCGGAGCCUGCAGGACUCUCAGCUCGUGGCCCACUUCCAGCGCCGCUGCGGGCUCUUCCCGGCGCCGGAGCCAGGCGCUGCUUCUGAGGCCGGGCAUCUUCCGGCGGCCGAGAGCAAGGGCGGCGGCGGCCCGGCCAAUGGACUACGCAGAGCCGCGGCCGGGCAGGCUUAUGGGAAGAAGUACAUCGUGAAGAAUUACUUCUACUAUUACCUGUUCCGAUUUUCAGCUGCUCUGGGUCAAGAAGUGUUCUACAUCACGUUUCUUCCCUUCACUCACUGGAAUAUUGAUCCUUAUUUAUCCAGAAGACUGGUCUUAAUAUGGGUGCUGGUGAUGUAUGUCGGUCAGGUGGCCAAAGACAUCCUAAAGUGGCCCAGACCCUCCUCCCCUCCUGUAGUGAAACUGGAAAAGAGAGUGGUGGCUGAGUUCGGAAUGCCAUCCACGCACGCCAUGGCGGCCACCGCCAUUUCUUUCACACUGUUGAUCUCUACCAUGGACCGCUACCAGUACCCUUUUGUUCUGGGGCUGGCAACGGCAGUGCUGUUUUCCACCCUGGUGUGUCUCAGCCGGCUCUACACGGGGAUGCACACGGUCCUGGACGUGCUGGGUGGCGUCCUGAUCACCGCGUUCCUCAUUGUCCUCACCUACCCUGCCUGGACCCUCAUCGACUGCCUGGACUCAGCUAGCCCCCUCUUCCUUGUGUGCAUCAUUGUUGUGCCUUUUGUCUUGUGUUACAAUUACCCAGUAUCUGAGUACUACAGCCCAACCCGGGCCGACACCACCACCAUUCUGGCUGCUGGGACCGGAAUGAUUGUAGGAUUCUGGAUCAAUCACUUCUUCCACCUUGUAUCCAAACCCGCUGAGCCUCUCCCUGUAAUCCAGAACAUCCCACCCCUCACCACUGACAAGUUGAUUUUAGGUCUGACCAAAUUUACAGUGGGAAUUGCGUUGAUCCUCUUGGUUCGCCAGCUUGUACAAAACCUCUCGCUGCAAGUGUUAUUCUCAUGGUUCAAAGUGGUGACCAGGAACAAGGAGGCCAGGCGGAGACUGGAGAUCGAAGUGCCUUACAAGUUUGUCACCUACACGUCUGUUGGCAUCUGUGCUACGACCUUUGUGCCGAUGCUGCACAGGUCUUUGGGAUUGCUCUGAGCCUUGGGAGUUGGAAACCACCCGCUGGAUGUGAGAGCCAUGAAAACUGUUGGGUGGGCAAUAUUGACGGCUCCUUUUUCUUUCAACAAAAACUUAAAUCAUACCUGUGUUGUCGAUAUCAGAUAGGUUAUGCUGCUGUGCUAAUAAUGCCGCCAUUAGUCAGUAGCCACUGCACUGUAGCUGAAGCCCACACCGGGCUCUUCAAGGGCAGGCACCCUCCCCUUCUGUCACAUGGACUUUGGACUAGUCCUGGCUGCACAGGAAGUGGGAUGGGUCAAAGCCCCACUGGCCUCUGGAGGGACGACAAAGAUGGAGUAAGAUGAAGGAAGAGAGAGCAAGUAUUUUCAGUCAUCACUCUGCCAGGCGCUGAGUCGUAUUUCUAAAAUUACAGCUUCAGUCAGGAGAGGAGUGGCACCACAAACAGCCCCAUUCUUUGGUCGGGGCAACUUCCUGUGUUCUCUUGGAAGAAAGCUUCCUCGGAGAGGAGGCAGGGGCAGGCUGUGGGCCUGCGUGAGGAGCCUGUUUCCCCAGCCCCAGUCUCCAGGAGUUCAUGUUGACAUGGAGCUGCUCUUCCAUGGGCACACAUUCUACAGCAUCCCCCAUUUUAUUCCCACGGCCUUCUGACCCACGAAGUGACUGGCCUCUGCCACCUCGACACUGGUGGGCCCAUCUGGGACUCAGAGACUCCUGUUCUCUCUCAGUUCAACCUUCAAGGGUCUUUAGGUUGUCAUAUGGCUUUGAACUGGCUUCUGUCUGUGAAAGUGGAUCAAUGCAUGGACCCACUUAAUCCUUUAGGGUCCUGACCAAGAGGGGAAGGGCCUCCCCGACAGUGCUUGGUGCCAGCCAGGCCUCCCUGACGUUCUUCUUGUCUCACUUGCCUCCUGUUAAUUCUAUUUUCCCAUCUACUGCUCAGACUCAGGGACUCCCUCUGCCUUCCCACUUCUUAUCUGCUGACAACUUUAAGGGUGAUUAAUGCAAAACCACUUGGGAGAGGCUGUCUUGGGAAAACAUGCCAACCACACAUAACGACACCCAUUAAACCCAGUGCGGUCCUCCUUAGAGGCAGGGUGGGGGUGACCAUCAUGCACAGGCCUGCCAGGUCCUCCCCAGGACCUCACCUAGUUCUGAAGAAUGAAGAAUAGCUAUCAACAACUUUCUUACAAGUUACCUUAAAUAUGUAUUUAACCAAGUAUCUUCCAAGGAAAAGUAUCCCAAACUCCAAAACCAGUGUCUCACAUUUCUAACACUUCAUUAUCACGUAGAUAGUUGGGAAAAAUUCACCUCCUUAACCUGAGGUCUGAAUCUUUAUGUCCUGUGUUUAAACCCAAAACCACAUUUUCCCUGAUUUCAAAUCUCCAUGGCCCUGCUAUUGGGAAGAUUGUUGGCAUGUGACUUAGUGCUCUAAUUUCCCAAGAAGAGUAAUUUUUAGAACAUCCUCAGUUUUCUUAAUGCUUUUCUCACAUUUAUUACAGUCAAGCAGGGAUCAAAAUGACCCGGUAUUAGAUAGCUUUUUGUAUCAUAUGGACCAGUCUGGGCAGCAUUGUGAUUGCAGGAGGGGCCAGGCCAGCGCUGGCCUCUUCCAUGCACUGUUUGCUGGUUAGAUGAGGCAAGGCCCCAUACCUUUGGCUGUCUGCUGCUGCCGACCAGAGUGGGCAAUGCUGGAUUCUGUUUACAACAAAUGCUGUUAGUUGGUUUGUCUGAAGCCAAGAGACAAAAGGACCAGCUUUCUCCACUUGUAUCUUUGAAAAAGGGGGCCGUAACCAUUGGCACAGCUGUGGGUGUGGCAAUUCAUGUAAAGCUUUUACAGCUGUCUCUUUGAAGUCUCCACAAUAGAAAGGUUGAUCAGCAGUCUGAGUGUAUUUAAAGCUGUAUUUACAAAAUUUGGAUUGAGAAUGAAUGUGUUACUGACAGAACAUUAAAGAACGGCCAAAGAAUCUGUCAUGAUUAAUCACUUUUUAAAAAGUGGCAGUAGGCGAAGAAAAGAAUGUAAUGGUGGCCAACCAUGGUGGAUGGCACAUGCCAGUAAGUCCAGCUACUCAGCUGAGCAGGACGAUCACAGAUUCAAGGCUAGCCUGGGCAAGGGGACCCUCUUCAAACUAAACACAUUUGCAAAAGGCUGGGGAUGUAGGCACCUGCCUGGUGUUGCACAAACUUGGCCUCCAAGGCUGGCACCAAGGGAAAAAGAACAAGUAGUAGUAAGGCUACCCUGCAUGGUGCCUGUUCUGGGGAACACGCCAACCACAUUCAAGGCAUUUAAUGUUCUGUGGCCUAGAACAUCAGGCAGCAGUUGAGUGUAAGGUCACUGCUGGGUCCCUAAUGGCCCUGCUAGCCUUCGUCCAGUCCAUGCUGUCCCACAGAGCACCUCACACAGCCGCUGUGUCUUGUGGGUCUCACACACCCCUGCGGGUCCCGUGGAGUUUGGGCCUCCUUUCAAAACCUGCAGAAUUUCUCUCUGGAGAAAGACUGCCCCCUGCUGGUGCGGCUCUAGUCUUGGUUCAAAGCCCUUCUCUUGAUCUGGAGUCUUAGAAAUUAAGAAUUUAAAAGGCAAGCUCACCACCAUGUGUCUCUAAGGAUUGGUGUCCCCUCCAGGAGCCAGGCAGAAUCACACCCUCUUCCUGUCUCCCAUCUCCCCCAAACCCAUGCCUGAGUGUGGGUCAAGGUGUCCACCCUAUGACUUUCAUUUUGAACAGCUGUCAUUUCAUGGCAGUUUUUCUCAGAACUGCACUGUAGCAACAAAACACUCGGGGUAGGGUAGGGACCCCAUAGAGGUAAGACCCUUGCCUUACAUACCCUUAAAUAGCAGUAGCUGAAAUCACUCUACAACCUGCCCAAUGGUUCACUGAAACAAAAUUUUCUCACCCGAAGACAACUCGUUUCCCAAGUGUAAUCAAAGCAUGUGGUGUUUGUUUUGCAGCCUUAUGUUCUAGCUUUCUAUUUUGGAAGCCUUCAGCUGUCCUGCUUAUGUACUGUAUGUAAAUUUGUUCUUUUAAAAAUAAAAUCAUUUUUGUUUGAGUUUGAUUUCUUAUUAAAUGCCUUGAAAACCA
This is a messenger RNA of Octodon degus (degu), 4291 nucleotides long. RefSeq names its product sphingosine-1-phosphate phosphatase 2 (gene Sgpp2). The coding region runs from base 87 to 1247 and encodes 386 amino acids. Gene Ontology annotation, cellular component: endoplasmic reticulum membrane. Gene Ontology annotation, biological process: phospholipid dephosphorylation; sphingosine metabolic process. The record is from RefSeq and is a predicted model, not a curated record. Gene Ontology annotation, molecular function: sphingosine-1-phosphate phosphatase activity. The transcript is spliced from 5 exons. NCBI's taxonomy places the organism in Eukaryota, Metazoa, Chordata, Mammalia, Rodentia, Octodontidae.